This is a messenger RNA of Durotheca rogersii, 807 nucleotides long. RefSeq lists its product as uncharacterized. The transcript has 2 exons. Lineage: Eukaryota; Fungi; Ascomycota; Sordariomycetes; Xylariales; Xylariaceae. Gene Ontology annotation, molecular function: protein-containing complex binding. The record is from RefSeq and is a predicted model, not a curated record. Gene Ontology annotation, cellular component: mitochondrion. Bases 1 to 807 code for a protein of 268 amino acids.
AUGUCGGCCAAGAGACUGAUCGUAUGCGGCGGCAACGGCUUUGUCGGGUCUAGGAUAUGCAAAUAUGCUGUGGCGCGCGGCCGCUCCGGCGAGCCGAAAUGGGGUGCCGUCGGCCCGUCGGCCACGCCUCCGCCGUGGGCCCGCAAGGUGUCCUGGGAGCGCGGCGACGUCCUGCGCCCGGCCAGCUAUGCGCCGCUGCUCAAGGGCGCCGACUUCGUCGUCCACAGCCUCGGCAUCCUGCUCGAGGCCGACUACAAGGGCGUCGUGAGCGGCGAGGUCUCCCCCGUCGCCGGCCUGCGCAGGCUGCUGGGCGCCGCGCCACCUGCCGCCGCCGCCGCCGCCGCCGACCGGCCCACCUACGAGAGCAUGAACCGCGACAGCGCCCUCGCCCUCGCCGCCGAGGCCGCCCGCGAGGACGUCUCCGCCUUCGCCUACAUCUCCGCCGCGAGCGGCGCCCCCGGGCUGCCCGCCCGGUACCUCAGCACGAAGCGCGAGGCCGAGAGCGUCAUCGCGAGCCGGUUCCCGCGCAUGCGCGGGCUCUUCCUCCGGCCCCCCUUCCUCUACGACAGCUCGCGCCCCGUCACCGUCGGCAUGGCCGCCGUCACGGGGCUCGGCGCCGCCUUCAACGGCUUCACCCGCGGCGUCUUCGGCGGCUUUAUGGGCGCCGCCGGCAUCAAGCCCCUCAAGGUCGACAUCGUCGCCGAGGCCGUCGUCGAGGGGCUCGGCGACGACGCCGUCAGCGGGCCCCUCGAACCCCCCGAGAUCGAGGAGCUGGCGAACAAGUACUGGAGGAAGAGCAUGCUCUGA